GGUCUACAAUCCCAUAACCAGCAAUUGUCAAUGGGCAAAUUUAGAUGGUCUGAUUACAUGAUGACACGACCCGACAUCUAUGACAAAAUGAUUAGCCGCGACUGGACCAUUUCGCCAUCGGACCUCUUGAUCUUUCGACUAGACCCUGACUAGUGAGCACGCAAUACUGGGGUCACUUUCUACGAGAAAAUUGUACAAUUGCCGCCGCUGUUAAUAAGGUCUCGUCGCUCUGUCGCCGAUGACCCGAAACAUUACUUGACCUCUCCCUCCCCAGAGGCAACUCUUUACUCUCCCCAGACAAUUAAUUCGCAGUCACCAUGGGGUCCAUUACGACUGCUGGAGAGGCUGUGGCCCGAAUCGCCCAUUUGGCCUCCGAUGUGGUUGUGUCCGUCGUUCCUUCCCUCGCCACGGAGUCUGAGUUCUCAGAGGCUCUGCGCACACUCCAGAAAGACAAUGCGCCUAGCGUUGUCGCAAAGGAGCGAGUAGAGGUACUUGCAGUCCGCCAGAACGCGGACCCCCUCCUCUCAGUCUUCCAGCCCAUCCGCGCGGGCAAGCUCACCAGCGUGACGACCACGUCCUCGAUCCUCGUCAAGUCGAUACCCCACCUCUACAAACUCGCACAGUACCCUGUCGUCCUUCACGUGUCGGUACAGCCCGCCGGCUUCCCAGACUUUUCCGACAUCACGUCCAUCAGGCAGUCUGGCUUUACAUUCAUUCAGUCCGAGACCCUGCAGGAGGCGCAGGAUCUCGCCUUGACUGCACAUGCUCUGGCCAUCAAGUCGGGCAAGGGUGUUAUCCACUUCUUCGACUCUGGGGCAUCUGCUUUCAAGAAGGCCAUCGAGCAGGAGGAUGUGGAAUUGGUUCGCAACGUCCUGGACUCGGACGCUGUGGCAACUUUCCACAACACCACAUCAGGAGAGACGACUCUGUAUGCAGACGAUGGCAGGAGCGCCACCUUGUCAUUCGCUCGCAGCCAGGCUUUGAACGCCGACAGUGCCUCGGCCGCUCCUACGAGCUCCUCGGAGCCAGCAAAGUCACAACCGGCAUCGGAGAGGAACAGCCAGCGAGCAGAUUCCUCUGCUGGUUCAUCACAGCGUGACACCAGCACCAGUGGUGCGUCUGUGUCUUCGGCGACUACGGUGGAUUCAUUAGUCUCCAAGCCUGUUUCGUCCGAGGACAUCUAUCGGUUCGCCACACAGAUCUGGGCGACGAUCAAGGACGUCACUGGCCGAGAAUACGAUGCAUUCGCCUACACCGGUACGGGCAAGGAGGAAGCUGCCAUCUUUUUGUUUGGUGCUGAUACGGGUCUCUUCGCCACCGAGCUCGACACUGUGGAUGAAUCAGAGACGUACGCCAAUACCGCUAUCAUCACAGCCAGGCUAUACCGACCAUGGUUGGGCGCCUCACUCGCCCCGUUGCUCCCUCAGUCACUCAAGAAGAUUGCUGUCCUCGAGCAAGUUCGUCGCAAGACGACCAAAUGGGGACCUGUGCUUCUAGAUCUGUUGAUGUCGUUGAAGUCGAGUGGAAGCUCUCCUAUGGUUGUUGGUUAUCAACUCGGCUAUAUUACCGAGAAGACUGUACAACAGGCGCUGCGAGGAGUAUUCCAGAACCUUACAAGCGAAACGCCUGUUCAGAACCUACAGGUUGGCAACCUUGAUGGACCGGAGCCCCAGCCCACGAAGCUUGAGCAACCCACAUUGGAGAAUGCUUACACCAAGAUCCUAGAUCAGGUAUUUGGUGACAAACUUCACAUCGCCAACCAGCUUGGCUCGGAUAACGCUGGCGUCUCCAAUGACAUUGCUUCAAGCCCAGAAUAUGGGUUUGGAUCUCUCGUGGCCCGAAAGGAACACCGAAAGCGAUUCAUCGAUGAAGCUGCCGACGCAUCGAAGAGCAACGACUUCACCACAAAGGCGCCUCAGGAAUGGCUCUCCAAGUGGGCACUGAGUGCGAACGACACAGACAAGGCAAACGAACUUGCACCUGACGUCAUCGCACGUUUGAGCAACGAUGGUUCCGCUGCUGCCACUCAGCUAUUGUCCUCGAAGAAGCUGUUCUACAAAGAGUCACCAUGGCUGGUUGGAUCGGAUGCUUGGGCCUACGACCUCGGAAACUCUGGUGUCCAUCAUGUGCUGGCUUCUGGCGAGAAUGUCAACAUGUUGAUUGUCGAUUCCACACCCUACUCGGAACGUGCCGCAGCCGACGCUGCCAGGCGGAAGAAGGACAUUGGUCUUUACGCCAUGAACUUCGGUAAUGCAUAUGUGGCCUCUGUUGCCGUAUACAGCUCCUACACUCAGGUUCUAGAAGCCAUGAUCGAGGCCGACAAGUUCGACGGCCCUUCCAUCGUCCUUGCUUACUUGCCCUACGAGAAGGAGAGCGAUUCGCCUUUGGCUGUCCUGCAAGAGACAAAGAAGGCUGUUGACCUUGGUUACUGGCCGCUCUACCGCUGGGACCCCAAGGCCGAGGAGAAGAGCGAGGCGAACUUCAAGCUUGAUUCCCCAAGGAUCAAGAAGGAGUUAGAAGAGUUCCUUGCUCGCGACAACUACUUGUCUCAGGUCAUGAAGAGGCAUCCUGAGUUCUCUUCAAAUCUUUCGGGAUCUUACGGAACCGAGGUCAGGCAAUUGCAGAAGCGAAAGGCCAAGGAUGCGUACAGCAAGCUUCUUGAAGGCCUUCAAGGUGAUCCUGUGACAAUCCUGUUUGCUUCUGACAACGGAAACGCGGAGACCCUCGCGAAGCGUCUGGGCAACCGAGGCAAGGCAAGAGGUUUGAAGACUAUUGUCAUGGCUAUGGAUGAUUUCCCCAUGGAGGACCUGCCCAACGAGCAGAACGUUGUCCUGUUCAGCAGUGUGGCCGGUCAGGGAGAGUUCCCUCAGAACGGCAGGACAUUCUGGGAAACCGUCAAGGAUUCGACUGACCUGGAUCUGGCGACAGUCAACUUCGCGGUCUUCGGUCUUGGCGACAGCCACUACUGGCCCCGUAAGGAAGACAAGAUCUACUACAACAAGCCCGCCAAGGAUCUUCAUGCGCGACUCCUUACCCUUGGAGGCAAGCCUUUGGUAGAAUGUGGUCUUGGAGACGAUCAAGACCCAGAUGCUUAUCAGACGGCCUAUGGCGAGUGGGAACCAGAGCUCUGGCAAAAGCUCGGUGUUGCCAACGUUGAGGGUCUACCUGAGGAGCCAGCACCGAUUACGAACGAGGAUAUGAAGGCUGCCUCGAACUUCCUCCGUGGUACCAUUGAGGAAGGCUUGGCUGAUGUUUCGACUGGUGCUAUCUCAGCGAGUGACCAGCAGCUCACCAAGUUUCACGGCACAUACAUGCAAGACGACCGCGAUCUCCGUGACGAGCGUAAGGCGCAGGGUCUCGAGCCAGCAUACUCCUUCAUGAUUCGAUGCCGACUGGCGGGAGGUAUCGCCACCCCCCAGCAAUGGCUACAGAUGGACGAAAUCAGCACCAAGCUCGGUAACGAGACCAUGAAGUUGACGACCCGACAAACGUUCCAGUUCCACGGCAUCGUCAAGGGCAAGCUCAAGCCAGCAAUGCAAGCUAUCAACAAGUCCUUGAUGACUACCAUCGCUGCUUGCGGUGACGUCAACCGAAACGUCAUGUGCAGUUCUCUCCCGACGCAAUCCAAGUACCAUGCGCAGGUUCACGCCGUGUCCCAGAAAAUCAGUGACCACCUGCUACCUUCGACAACUGCUUAUCACGAGAUUUGGCUCGAGGAUGAUGAGACGAAGGAGAAGCGAAAGGUGUCCGGUGAGGCCCUACAGGACCACGAGCCCUUGUACGGCCCUCUCUACCUUCCCCGCAAGUUCAAGAUUACCAUCGCCAUCCCACCACACAACGACACCGAUGUCUACGCUCACGACAUUGGUCUGAUCGCCAUCAAGGGUGCCGACGGCAAUCUUGAGGGCUUCAACCUCCUUGCCGGUGGCGGUAUGGGUGUGACGCACAACAACAAGAAGACCUACCCGCGAACUGGAUCUAUGUUCGGCUACGUACCUGCUGAAGAUGUUCACAUUGCGUGCGAGAAGAUCAUGCUUGUGCAACGUGACCACGGUGACCGCAAGAACAGGAAGCAUGCUCGUCUAAAGUACACUAUUGACGACAUGGGUGUCGAUGUGUUCCGUGGCAAGGUCGAAGAGCUUUGGGGCCAGCGAUUUGCCGACCCCAAGUCGUUCAAGUUCGACAGCAACGUUGACACGUUCGGCUGGCAGAAGGAUGAGGACGGUCUCAACCACUUCACCUUGUUCAUCGAGAACGGCCGUAUCGAGGAUACAGCUGAGUUCCCAAUGAAGACUGGUCUCAUCGAAGUAGCCAAAGCGCACAAGGGCGAGUUCAGAUUGACUGGCAAUCAACACUUGAUCCUCUCCAAUGUUGCGGAUGAGGACUUGCCUGCAAUGAAGGAGCUCCUGAAGAAGUGGAAGCUCGAUAACGUCAACUUCUCUGGUAUGAGGUUGUCCAGCUCUGCCUGCGUUGCCUUCCCCACCUGCGGUCUGGCCAUGGCCGAGUCCGAACGUUACCUCCCUGUCCUCAUCUCCAAACUCGAAUCCACACUCGAGGAAUCUGGUCUGCGACAAGACAGUAUCGUCAUGCGUAUGACGGGUUGCCCUAACGGAUGCGCUCGGCCUUGGCUUGCCGAGGUUGCCUUCGUUGGCAAGGCAUACGGCGCGUAUAACAUGUACCUUGGUGGAGGCUACCACGGCCAACGGUUGAACAAGCUCUACAGGAGUUCCAUCAAGGAAGAGGAAAUUCUGGAGAUUAUGCGUCCGAUGAUCAAGCAAUAUGCCAAGGAGAGGAAUGAUGGCGAGCACUUUGGCGAUUUCGUCAUCAGGAAGGGCUACAUCAACGAGACAACGCAUGGCAUGAACUUCCACGAGAACACUGGGGAAGAGGAGUCUGAUGGCGAAUAGAUGUUGGGCGAAGACAUGUGGAGAAAUGACUGAUGUGCUCAUGAGAUCGUGUUGGGUUCCUUGUACGGCGUUUCCGGACAUUUGACGGCGUUGUUGGAAAAUAGGAGCAUCCCGGUUUAGUAGAUAUUCCUUUCCAUCGUAUUGUAGCAGGAGCAAUCCAUGUUUAUUUCAGUUCAAGCUUUUUGUCGUCUAGUGCUACGCGGGAUUUGAUCACAUGUCGGUGUAGUACAAUA
This is a messenger RNA of Dothidotthia symphoricarpi CBS 119687, 5140 nucleotides long. RefSeq names its product thiamine diphosphate-binding protein. Gene Ontology annotation, cellular component: sulfite reductase complex (NADPH). Gene Ontology annotation, biological process: sulfate assimilation; amino acid biosynthetic process. Gene Ontology annotation, molecular function: sulfite reductase (NADPH) activity; NADP binding; FMN binding. The transcript has 4 exons. Lineage: Eukaryota; Fungi; Ascomycota; Dothideomycetes; Pleosporales; Dothidotthiaceae. The record is from RefSeq and is a predicted model, not a curated record. Bases 318 to 4907 code for a protein of 1529 amino acids.